Messenger RNA from Sebastes umbrosus (honeycomb rockfish), 1363 nucleotides. It is a transcript of the gene rerg, whose product is annotated as RAS-like, estrogen-regulated, growth inhibitor. Lineage: Eukaryota; Metazoa; Chordata; Actinopteri; Perciformes; Sebastidae. The transcript has 5 exons. Bases 215 to 817 code for a protein of 200 amino acids. The record is from RefSeq and is a predicted model, not a curated record. Gene Ontology annotation, molecular function: GTPase activity; GTP binding.
UCCACAUCUGCCCGGAGAAGGUCAGACGCAUAAUUUUUUUGAUCAGCGGACCGGACAACUUUUUUGUUUUUUUAAUUCCUCUCUAAUCCUGAUCAGCGUCUCAUCACCGGGGGAUUGUUGCUGCAUUCAGCGGUCUCUGACACUGCGAGAAUGGAUGGCUGACCUCGGAGCUCACUGAUUGGUUCGCUGAUCUUCGUUGGCCGCAGCUGCCGUCAUGGCCAAAAGCCCGGAGGUGAAGUUGGCCGUCUUCGGCAGAGCGGGGGUGGGCAAGUCAGCUCUGGUGGUGAGAUUUCUGACCAGACGCUUCAUCUGGGAGUACGACCCGACACUCGAAUCUACAUAUCGUCAUCAAGCCAACAUUGACGAUGAGGUCGUCACCAUGGAGAUUCUGGACACUGCAGGGCAGGAGGACACCCAGCAGAAGGAGAGCCACAUGCGUUGGGGUGAAGGAUUUGUCAUCGUGUACGACAUCACAGACCGGGGAAGUUUUGAGGAGGUGGCGCCGCUCCGUAGUCUCCUAGAGGAGGUGAAGAAGCCGAAAAACGUGCCUCUGGUCCUCGUGGGCAACAAGUCCGACCUGGACCACGUCCGGCAGGUCGGCACAGAGGAAGGUGAGCGGCUGGCGGCUGAAAUGGCGUGCGCCUUCUAUGAAUGUUCAGCAUGCGCCAAUGAGGGGGGCACCGUGGCCGAGGCUUUCCACGAGCUGUGCCGCGAGAUAAGGCGCCGCAAGGCCGUGCAGGGCAAGGCCAGACGCCGCAGCUCCACCACGCACGUUAAACAGGCCAUCAACAAGAUGCUGACCAAGAUCAGCAGCUAGGGAAGAGCCACACUACUGUCUGAUGACAGGAAAUGUACAUUUUUCUCAUGUAAAUGUUUCAAUAUUUGGCUCUGAAAUGGACAAAAUGUGACUGAUUUAAUGUGGAAUGUGUUCUUUACUAAUUCUUUGAUCAUGUUCCAUCUAAAAGGCCCCAAGUGCAAUAUCUCUUCCCCGUGGAAGAGGUAAAUCAUGUUCAGAGUGAGAGCCUUAUCGCAUGAUUUCUCGUCCAAACUUUUGAGCUUGUUCGGAUGAAAAUAAUCCUGGAUACUGGUGAGAUAUGAGAUGUUUCAUGAUGAUUCAUUAAUACGGUGAAGUUCUCAACCUUUUUAUUUUAUCCUUUCAUCAAACUGCAAGCUGUCUUAUUUAGCAUGCAAAGAAUUCAAGGAUUUAUUGACGUCUAACAAGAAGAUUCGUGGUUUCCUCUCUGUAUCUUGUCUGUUGGGGGAUAUUGUGAUGUGCUUCGGCCCACAUGUGUGUUACUGUUCUGUCAGCAGUGAUCAAAGAGAAAUAAGAUCAGAGAACUACUAUUAUAUAAAAGUGGAUCGA